Microplitis mediator is the source of this 2979-nucleotide messenger RNA. RefSeq lists its product as uncharacterized. Bases 196 to 2979 code for a protein of 927 amino acids. The record is from RefSeq and is a predicted model, not a curated record. NCBI's taxonomy places the organism in Eukaryota, Metazoa, Arthropoda, Insecta, Hymenoptera, Braconidae. The transcript has 4 exons.
AACUUCACAUGUUUUUUAUAUGUAUUCUUGACAGUAAUUUCAAGCAUAUAGAUUAAUUCAAAUCGGUUUAUAUAAAUAUUUAAUACCCCAACGAUUUUUUGUAAUUUUCAAAUAAUUAUUAUUCAUUGAUGCAUUUGUUAAUUUUGUACUGGUAGUAAUGAGAAGUCCUAAAAAUCAAAACCUUACUUUAUAAAAAUGGCUCAUGAAACAUCAACUUCUUUACUGGAUUUACCAGGUUUAUUCCAUCAAUGGGAUGUAGAUGAUAUUAUAAUUCAAAAGUUUAUGGACAAUGGAAUCACAGUUGAUUUGCUGAAAACACUAACGGAUGAAGACCUAAAAGAACUUUGUAGUGUCAAGGAGUCAAGAAUCAUUCUAAAAAAUAGAAUCAGGGAACAUUUUUAUAAUAGUUUCACGAUAAUUUCAACACGUAAUGAAAAAAAUCUUGAUGAAUCAAGUUCAUCCGGUAAUCUACCAGACGCUCGGUUUUCGAGUUCAGCCAGUCAUCUGCCAGGCGCUUGUGAUGGCAGGGGUGAAAACUCUCUAAAUUUGCCAUGUACACUAUGUGAUUCUCUAUUUCUCAGUUACAAUGCCUACGUUUCUCACUUAAAGUUUAUUCAUCAAGUAAAUGAUUAUUUUCACUGUCCGAUGGAAAAUUGUCCUCGCGUAUAUCAUACUCAAUACAGUCUUAAGUACCAUUUAGAAAAUCAUCAUUCAAAGAAGAGAUCAAACAUUUUAGAACGAACAAUAGAUGAAUCUGACGACGAAUCACAUUCUGUAGAAUGUCAUUCUGAAAAACCUGCAGCCGCUAAUCAAUAUGUUGCUAAUACAUCAUUUGAUAAUAUUAAAACUAACACUAGCCCUCAAAUUAAUUCAAAUUAUGACGAUACUUCAGAAAACAUUAAUAAUAUUUUCUUCUCUGAAUUGGAAAGAUUAAUUUCACACUUAUAUAGCAUUUUAGACGUGCCACGCUCUUUGAUACAAAUAAUUUUUAAGCUAAUUAACUCAAUGUUCACGAAUUUUUCGAGUAUAAUUAAAGAUAUUCUUCUUGACCCUGAUAAUACUUGUGAAACCAAAAAUAUCAAAAUUAAUUCGAUUUUAGGUCGUGUGAAAGAGUCUUUCAAUAAGUUAAGCACUGAUUAUUUACGUAUUAAACACUUUACAUCUUCUAAGUGCUAUGUUCAGCCUGAACCGGUUAUCGUCGGUACAAUAACAAAAAAAAAAAAAGUAGAUGAAAAAAUCAUCGUCAAUGUCAAAAAAAAGUUAUCAUAUAUAAUUCCAUUAGAAAAAAGUUUGAAGAUAUUUUUAGAAAUUCCCGGGGUUUUUAAUACAAUUUAUAAUUAUCAAAAAGAACUAUUAUUAGAAACAACACAGGGGACUGGAUCAAUCUUACGAAAUAUUAUUCAAGGUUCACUAUGGACUGAAAUUGUAAAAAAAUUUGAUAACGAUCAAAUUUUAAUUCCCUUAAUAAUUUCGUUUGAUGACCUUGAAACCGGUAACCCUUUGGGAAGCCGUGCAGGCAAAAAUAAGCUGGGCGCUGUUUACACAUCUAUUGCUACUAUUCCACCAAAUAUGUCGAGUCGUUUAGAAAAUAUUUUUUUAUCGUUAAUAUUUUACUCUCAUGAUCGAUCGGAUUUUGGAAAUGAAAAAAUUUUUUCAAAAUUUAUAUACGAUUUAAAAAAAUUAGAAUUAGAUGGAAUUCAAAUAAAAGUAGAUAAUAAUGAAUUUAAUGUAAAAUUUGUUACCUUGACGAUUGCUGGAGAUAAUUUGGGACUUAACAGUAUAACAGGAUUUGCUGAAAGUUUUAAUGCAACUUAUUUUUGUAGAAUAUGCACUACAACCAAAUCAGAAAGCAUGACCCAAGUAACUGAAAACUUACAGACACUUCGAGAGGUAAAAAAUUAUGAUUCUGAUGUUGAAAAUUUGGAAAAACUAAAAUCAUUAUGUAUUUGGAAUGAUCUACCUAGUUUUCACGUUUACGAGAAUUGGUCAUGUGAUGUUAUGCACGAUUUAAUGGAAGGCAUCCAUCGUUACUCAAUGGCCUUAAUUAUUAAAAAUCUUGUCAACAAUGAAUAUUUUACAGUUGAUCGACUAAAUAAACGUUUGAAAUAUUUUUUAUUUAGUGACGCAGAUACAGUUAUACCGCCAAUUAGUGAAACGCAUGUGGCAAAAGGAUAUAUAAUUAUAUCAGCAUCCGAAAUGUUGUGUCUAGUUCGUAAUUUCAAUUUUAUUGUAGGUGAUUUAGUAGAAUAUAACGAUAAAAUUUGGAAAUAUUACCUUGUACUUUUAGAAUUAACGGAAAUUUUAACAGCUCAAACAUUUACAAGUGAAUCGAUAGAAUACUUAGAAACCUUGAUCACUGAACAUAAUCAAAUGUUUCAAGAUCUUUUUGAUGAAACAUUGAAGCCAAAGUAUCAUAUUCUACUGCAUUAUCCUAGAAUUAUCCGUAAGUUUGGUCCAGUAAUUUUGUUCAGUUGUUUUAAAUAUGAAUCUAAACACCGGGAAAUUAAAAAAGUCUGUAAUUCGAUAAGUUGUCGCAAACAGCUACCGUUAUCAGCUGCUAACAGAUGCCAAUUAAAAGCUUGCUGCAGAUAUCUCAGUAAAAAAGGUUUUAAUGACAGUAUUAAUUACAGCAAAUAUGUCCAUCAAACACUAAUCGGUGAAAACCAAUUUUCGGUUGAUUGGUACGAAAUUAAUGGCGUUCGAUAUAAGAUAGGGUCUGUCAUUAUUUCUAGUUUCGAUGAAUUUGAUGAACCAAUAUUUCAUUUAAUCGAUAAGAUUAUUGUUGACAGAGAAAAUGACAAAAAUGUAACAUUUGAAUGUCUUUUGUUAGAUAAAAUAAUAUUUGAUCCUCAUCUUAGAGCUUUUAAUGUUGUUAAAAGUUCAAUAAAAAGUUCUGUAUUAAUAAAAAAUUGUAAUUCUGUACCGUUAACACUGCAUAAUGUUGCCGAAAAAUAUUAUGUAAGUAUAUCGAAAAUGUAA